GGCAUUCAUAUGUGAUAAACAAUUACACUUAUCACACAGUCGAUUAUGGACAAGACAGACCAACAAUGAACAGUGAGUUACGUGUCCCAACCAUCGGUUCAGAUAACUCGAAAACCAAUUUUUAUGGUUUCUUGCAUGAGAUUCUCGAACUUCAACCGCCUUCUGGUGGGCAAGAAUUGAAUUGCGUUUUGUUCUGCUGCACAUGGGUCGAUCCUACACGUGGUGUGAGAAAAAAUUCAAAGUAUAAUAUAAUUGACGUCAACCACUCUCACGUGUAUCGGAAAAAUGAGCCUUUUAUAUUCGUUCAACAAGCAGCUCGGGUUUAUUAUGCAGAGUAUCCUUCAACCAGGCGCACACCGAGUCCUUGGGUGUGUGCAUGUACUGUCCGUUCGAGCAAAAUUGGAUAACAGACUCAACCCAAGGAUGUUGAUUUUGAUGCUUUUCAGCAAGAUUUUUUUCAACUUCCGUCUAUUGCUGAGACGGUCAACCACUACAUUGAGUUAUGUGAUCCAAAUGGCCAACAUAUUGAAGUCAUGACAAUAACACACCUUCCAC
Cuscuta europaea is the source of this 555-nucleotide messenger RNA. The record is from the annotation of a GenBank genome assembly. Lineage: Eukaryota; Viridiplantae; Streptophyta; Magnoliopsida; Solanales; Convolvulaceae.